AUGACCGAAGGUGCACCAAGUGCCCCAGCUCCAAGCAAACUGGUCUUCAUUCACGAAGUAGCAUCACUUCCUCCAGCGAGCAAGGUGAGACUACUAGGCUGUAUCGUGCAAUAUGAUGCCAUGAAAGGUCACAUCCUCCUCGAGCAUGCCUAUCCUAGAAACGCCAGCCCAACCCCUCGAAUUUGGGUUGACAUAAAUCUUGUCCUUGAAAAUGUGAAACCAGCUGUUCUGGACCCAGGCACUUGGGUCAACGUAAUCGGAUAUAUUCGGGCUUCGACGCCGCAGACCGGGAAAGAGAGUGUAAAAAGGUUGCAGAAUGUGCUUGACACGGUAUUCGUGCAGGCCGUCUUGAUAUGGGAUGCAAUCGCCGUCAGAAUCGAAGACUACGAAGAUAUUCUGGAGGAUCAGAGGCGUGUGCGGCGACAGCUUGAGUCCGAUCGCAAUUGA
Fonsecaea multimorphosa CBS 102226 is the source of this 447-nucleotide messenger RNA. RefSeq lists its product as uncharacterized. The record is from RefSeq and is a predicted model, not a curated record. Gene Ontology annotation, molecular function: single-stranded telomeric DNA binding. Lineage: Eukaryota; Fungi; Ascomycota; Eurotiomycetes; Chaetothyriales; Herpotrichiellaceae. Gene Ontology annotation, biological process: telomere capping. The transcript is spliced from 2 exons. Bases 1 to 447 code for a protein of 148 amino acids. Gene Ontology annotation, cellular component: CST complex.